Messenger RNA from Pochonia chlamydosporia 170, 702 nucleotides. RefSeq lists its product as hypothetical. Lineage: Eukaryota; Fungi; Ascomycota; Sordariomycetes; Hypocreales; Clavicipitaceae. The record is from RefSeq and is a predicted model, not a curated record. The coding region runs from base 1 to 702 and encodes 233 amino acids. The transcript has a single exon.
AUGCUACACAGCCUGCUUCACCAUCCACUUGUUAGUGCUUUUACCGCCGAGAGAGUCAGUCCUCUUGCACUGGCGCCGAUUAUUCCAGUUGCUUUUAACAUGUGUAACCCAACUUGGGCCCAUAUCUCAACAAUAUCGAUGCUCUCAUUACAAAUUGACGUCGGGGUAGUGUACCAACGACCAGAAAUAUCGGAGCCUAAUGAUUUCAAGGCCGUUCUGGCCCGUCAUAUUGCAUCCGCAAGUUUGCAUGACAUGCUAUCGGCUCUGUCACCACAUCUAAUGGAGCUUGAUAUUGGCUUUCGAAUUGAUGGCGGUUUCGAACAAGAGUAUCCAGCUCAUUUCGGCUUGACCCUGCCAAACGUUUUCUUCCCACAAUUGGAGCGUCUAGCUUACGCAGGAUUUUCCGACGAGGCUGGUCAGUUCACGACCUUCCUGGCCAACCAUGUGAACACGCUCACCUCUAUCGCGCUAGAGAACAUUAACUUGGGAUCGCAACAAUUAUCCGUUCUGUUCUCAGUUUUGAAGAAGCUACGCUUACAUAGCGUAACCCUGUGGGGAAUUCUUGUAGGGAGAGGUGGCCUAGAAACGGUUGAUUUCACCAAGGCACCAAAUCUUAGCGACGAGUUUGAGGAAGCACUCAAGACAAAGACUGUCGAAGAGUUUGAGGAGUGGUGUGAACUUGAGGUCAUCUCUACUUAUUAG